This is a messenger RNA of Penicillium waksmanii, 594 nucleotides long. RefSeq lists its product as uncharacterized. The coding region runs from base 1 to 594 and encodes 197 amino acids. NCBI's taxonomy places the organism in Eukaryota, Fungi, Ascomycota, Eurotiomycetes, Eurotiales, Aspergillaceae. The transcript is spliced from 2 exons. The record is from RefSeq and is a predicted model, not a curated record. Gene Ontology annotation, biological process: regulation of DNA-templated transcription. Gene Ontology annotation, molecular function: zinc ion binding; DNA-binding transcription factor activity, RNA polymerase II-specific.
AUGGCGAACGAGCGAUAUUUUGGAAGGGCAUGCAAGACAUGCCGUCGCAGAGGACGAGGAUGCGACCGGCGCAUGCCUUCGUGUAAAACCUGCGAGGCUAGUGGCCAAACGUGUGAGGGCUACCUGCUACAGUGGCCAGGUUUAGCAAGCCGAGGGACGAAUAAGCGCAGACGACUGCGACGAGCUCAGCAACCUACUACCUCAAGUCCUCCUCCGCCCACAUUACCGCAAUCACCUCAAAGUCCCGCCAACAACGAUGAUCCGCCCGUUACCCCAGAGAAUGUCGAGGGCCUGUUCAAUCCCACGCAGCUCAUGGGGAUUACCGAUGUAGGCACCCCGUCUGAUCCCUUGAACUGGUUCAACGAUGCCUCUUUCAUAAACGACUUUUCCGAACCUCUCAUUGAACAUCAACCGGAGGACGCUGAUGCAGAGUCUCCUCCGCAAGCCCAUUCCAAAGAGCUCGGUGGCUAUAUGGACUUCCACCAUAUGCUGGGUCCAACUCUUGAUAUUCUGAGAAUUCCAGACGAACUCAAAUUUAUUAUGCAAUAUCGUCAGUCUCAACACUGCAACGAAUCCGCAGGCUUGCUAACUUGA